Drosophila innubila is the source of this 3003-nucleotide messenger RNA. RefSeq names its product zinc finger protein 85-like. The transcript is spliced from 2 exons. Gene Ontology annotation, molecular function: zinc ion binding. The coding region runs from base 103 to 2526 and encodes 807 amino acids. Gene Ontology annotation, cellular component: nucleus. NCBI's taxonomy places the organism in Eukaryota, Metazoa, Arthropoda, Insecta, Diptera, Drosophilidae. The record is from RefSeq and is a predicted model, not a curated record.
UGGACGCGUAUACAUAGUUUUUCUCAGCGGAGAAAUUGUGCUGGAAAUUGAUUUGAUAUAAAACUUUGCAAUUGACUUAAGCAAGAAAUAGACGAAUACAAAAUGAAUGAGGGGAGUGAAUACUCCAUACACUCGAUAUGCCGCAUUUGCUUGAAUCACCUGCGCAACGAUGCGGUGUACGAUUUGUUUUUGGUGCCAGGAUUGGCCAAGAAAUUGUGUGUCUGCUCCUCUUUGUCGGUGGAGCAGCACGACGGAUUCCCGAAGAACCUCUGCACCAGCUGCUACACGAAGCUGAACGAUCUGCAUGGCUUCCAGAAGAUGUGCGUGGACUCGGUGCAAAAGUUUCAGGAUAUGGUGGCCAAUAAUUAUUUUACUCCAGUCAUAUCCGAUAUAAAUCAGAUUGAUAAUGUGGAUGUACUGAAUAUUGCGCCUCCGGAGGGUGAAAUGGAAGAAGAUCGCAUUAAUUUUGAUCCGCUGUUGAAUACGAAAAUCGAGGUAAUUGAGAAUGAGGAUGAUGUGUUUAAAAUGCUGGAAGAUGUGGACAAGGAAGUGGAGGAUGUGGACAAGGAGGGGGAAUCAACAUCAGAGAGUGAGGAAGAUAAUGAUGAGGAUGGAGAUGGAGACGGAGAUGGUGACUUUGAGGUGAACAGCAGUGAAUCCGAUGAUGCAAUGCCGCUGUCCAGGCUGCGAGGCUCAACCCGAGGAGCAACCAAAGCUAAGGCCAGAAAAACAACCAACAAACGCAAUAAUGAUUAUGAUGACAAUUCCUCCAGCUCCGAAUCCAAUGAUGAUGAUGAUGACGACGACGAGGAUGAUGAUAGACCCAGAUCGAAGGGAAAACGCAAGAGAAUACCAACUUCGGAGCGGGAUCGUCAUCGUUUAAUUGAUUGCCACAUCUGUCAUCAAAAGUUCAAGAAGGCCAUACGCUAUGAGGAGCACAUGAAGCAUCACAAUGAUCUGCUGCCAUUCCAGUGCACGGUGGAGAGCUGCAAGAAGGGAUUCACCACCGCUGGAGGACUGCGUCUGCACAUGGAUCAUGCCCACAUUGAGUUCUCCGAGGUGCAUGCCUGCACCUUUGAGGGAUGCGACAAGACAUUCCCCCGCUCCGUCUUGCUCACGUUCCACAUGAAGAAGGUGCACAAGGUGGCCAAGCCGGAUGUCAAACGUCAUGCCUGCACCGAGUGUGAGAAGGUGUUCCGCUGUCCCACUGCUUUAAAGAAGCAUAUGUAUAAGCACACGGGAGAGGAGUUGCCCUUCGCCUGUGAGAUCUGCGGCAAACGUUUCCACAUACACAGCGUGCUCCGGGAUCAUCUGCUGCGUCAUGCCGGCGUCAAGAAUCAUGUGUGUCCUUACUGUGGAGUGGGCAAGACCACACGACAGGAGUGGAACAAGCACAUCUUGACGCACACUCGGGAAAAACAGUUCCAGUGCCGGCAAUGCGAUCAUGCCUCCCACAACAAACAGGCGCUGUCCAAUCAUGUCAAGGUGGUGCACAUGAAGAUCAAGAACUUUGCCUGCCAGUAUUGUGGCAAGACCUUUGGCAAAUCCCAUGCUUGUAAGAUCCACGAGAGAUUGCACACGGGAGAGAAUUGCUGCGAGUGUAAGAUCUGUGGCAAGAUCUUUCUCUUCGAGAAGAGAUUGACCAAGCAUCUGCAGCUGCAUGAGAAGCGUGAUGUUCCACCAGCUUCGACAGCUGUGAAACCUCCAGAUGCUCCGAACGUCAGUCAGGAUCAGCAGCAGCAGCAGAGUCAUUCGACGGAGCCAGUUGAUGUCAAGCCACUGCCAGUGGUGCCGCCCAAGCCCAAGAAUUCGCAUCGUGUGGAGCGUGUGGACAUCUCUCAGCUGGCGGGCACCUCUGUGAAUCCCAUAUCUUCUGUAUCCGUUCCCUCCUGGUCACCGCAAGUCAACUUCACCAAGAAGGAGGGCCAACACAUUUGUCCCGGCUGUGGACGUGGCUUCAAUCACAUUGGCAACAUGAAACUCCACUACAAGAUCAUACACGAGAAGGUCAAGGAUUUCGCCUGUCGCUAUUGUCCCAAGCGCUUUGCCAAGGCGCAAUAUCUGCGUAAUCACGAGUAUAUACAUACGGGUGAGAAGCCCUUCGAGUGCAAGAUCUGUGGCAAGCAUUUCCGGCAGGAGCAGGUGCUAAAGACGCAUCUCAAGGUGCACGACAAGCCGCCCAAGCAGCCCAAGGAGAAGAAGCCGCCAAAACCAUCAGUGAGCAAAGCCCGAGGCUUAAAAGUGGAGCUCAACAAGAAACAACCAAAGAUUCAUGACGAAUAUCAGGAUCCGGCGGCGGAACGAGCGGCGGCAACAGCUGCACUCCUCGCCCAACAGAUCGAGGAGAACGAGGCGAAGCGGAAGCAGGAGGAGGCAAAUCGCAAGAUUCAGGAAGCCGCCUGUGAGCAGCUCAAUAGGCUACAAAAGCAAAUCCAGAGCGAAAAGGGAUCCUACGACAGCUACUAUGGACAGAAGACGGAAGCGGAGGGCGUUAAUCCCGAUGUUCUCAAAUUAGAUCAUGUUUAAAAUGAGAAAACGCUGUCCCAGUCGAUUUAAGAAAUACCCCAUAUACCAUAUAUAUGAUCCUACUAUCUAUGCGAAUCCCUCAAAUGGCUUCAUAACACAUCCAACCUGUAAAACUCUUGACAACUUAAUCAUUUUAAUUGUAAUAUUAUUAAAUUUUAAUUAAUCUAACAAAUCUAAAAUUAUUGCACACUUAUCCAUAUUUUGAGAUAUAAUUGAAUUGAGAACUCUUCUGAGAAAAAAACUUAAUAUCUUAAUUAAUUGAAUCCAUGGAACUUCAAAUUUAUAGCAAGAUUAUUAAAUUAGAUAAAAUCGAACUACUAGAAAGGAAAUAAUUAUUUUGAAUCGAAAACAAGGAAUCAAGUUACUUCAACGCUAUAACUCCAAUAAAAAAGGAAAUAUAUAGGAUCGAUGGAGCUCUAUAAAUCCAAAAUGUUGUCUAGAUUUGAACGCACAAUUUCAAAUUAACAGCAAGAUUCU